GCGUACAACAAAUGCAAAACUGUUCAAACCAUUGUUGUAAAUGGUUUCCAGGGCUGCUGUGUUGGCUGGGAUCUGGCACACGCAGUUGGAAAUGUGGAGCUAGCUCUACAUGAUUGGGGAGUUGACUUUGCAUGUUGGUGCACCUACAAGUACCUUAACUCGGGACCCGGAAGUGUUGCUGGUUUCUUUGUACAUCAAAACCAUGCCAGGGCACCACAGCUUUCGAGGCUCAUUGGCUGGUGGGCACAUGACAGAGAUUCCCGUUUGAAGAUGGACAAUGUUUUAGAAUUGCAAGCUGGAGCAAAAGGCUUCCAACUGUCUAAUCCCCCAGUUCUCGAGUGCUGUUGCCUCCAGGCAAGUCUUGCUGUGUUUGAGCAGACGUCUCUGAAACAGCUGGUGCAGAAGUCACGACUGCUGACUGGCUAUCUCGAACUGUUGCUGGAAGAGAGCCUUAGUAGCAAGAAGGGAGAGACUAUUUCAAAAUCUCGGGUUGAUGUAGUGACAUCCAGUGACCUAGCACGUCGAGGGAAUCAGGUCUCUCUUCACUUCAAGACACACUCAGUAUCGGAAAUCCAUGACUAUAUGAAUGAACGUGGCGUUGUGGUUGAUGUGAGGGGUCCUCUGAUGAGAGUGGCACCAGCACCUCUAUACAACUCGUUCAGUGAUGUACUCAAAUUUCACUGUAUCUUAAAACAGGCAAUGUAUUAGUGUCUCGAGUAAAAGUUCUGUCUCCAAAUUUGUUAACACUUUAAUGUGAGACACUGCAUGACAAAUUUGUGAACUUUUCAAUAAAGGAAACCUAACCUCUAAUUUGUUACACACUGACCCAAAUUAAUGGGCACUUCCUACUGCAAUAUUUGUCACCGUUCACAAUUUGCAGUGUGGAUAUUUUAUUACAUUAAAUGUGGACA
Geodia barretti is the source of this 911-nucleotide messenger RNA. NCBI's taxonomy places the organism in Eukaryota, Metazoa, Porifera, Demospongiae, Tetractinellida, Geodiidae. The record is from the annotation of a GenBank genome assembly.